Messenger RNA from Prosopis cineraria, 1577 nucleotides. RefSeq names its product plant UBX domain-containing protein 4-like. Gene Ontology annotation, biological process: membrane fusion; proteasome-mediated ubiquitin-dependent protein catabolic process; nuclear membrane reassembly. The record is from RefSeq and is a predicted model, not a curated record. The transcript is spliced from 4 exons. Gene Ontology annotation, molecular function: ubiquitin binding. Bases 120 to 1403 code for a protein of 427 amino acids. Gene Ontology annotation, cellular component: nucleus; cytosol. NCBI's taxonomy places the organism in Eukaryota, Viridiplantae, Streptophyta, Magnoliopsida, Fabales, Fabaceae.
AACGGCGAGUGUGUUGCUUCAUAAAACACAAGAUUGGUCCCUCAUGAUCGAAAAAGUGACGCAGUGAAGUGGACGCUUCUCUGUGAUUGAGAGCUUGGAUCAAAAAAUCUUCCUCUGCCAUGGAAGGCGAAUCAGUUGGCGACAAUGCCUCCCUCAUCAAUUCCUUCUGCGAGAUCACUUCUUCUUCAAGGGAAGAAGCCAUCUUCUUCUUGGAAAGCCACAACUUCGAUCUCGACGCUGCCGUUUCCACCUUCUUCGACAACAAUAACAACAACGCUACCGCCAACAACAACCCUAUUAUCGAUCCCAACGUUGUUGUGAACGAUAACCCUGACAGAGUCUCGCGCCCAAUUCUCACCUCUGUGGCUUCGUCUCCGGAGUCUCCGUCCGAAUCCCACUCCCCUGAUUUCUCGCCGUCGCAAUCGCCUUCGCGAUCUCGGUCGGCUUCUCCGACGCUGUCUCGGGCGCCGUAUGAACUUCGAUCUCGGAGGAAUCGGGGUAAGUCAGCUGGGAAGGCCUCCGGAAGCCGUUCGGGGAGAAUUCGGACGCUUUCUGAUUUGAAACGGUCCGUGCGUGAUAGUUCUGAUUCUGAUUCUGAUGAAACCCAGGAGUAUUAUACUGGAGGGGAGAAGAGUGGCAUGCUUGUCCAAGAUCCCACCAAAGGUAACAGUGUUGAUGAUUUUUUUAACCAAGCAAGACAGUCUGCUGUUGAUGUCCCUUCUGAACAUCCUCAAAAGUCUACAAGUUUUACUGGAGCUGCAAGACUGCUUUCUGGUGAGACAGUGCAUAAUGCUGCUCCUCCCCCAGAAGUUGUUACACACACAAUCACUUUUUGGAGGAAUGGGUUUUCUGUUGAUGAUGGACCUUUAAGGCGUUUAGAUGAUCCACAAAAUGCAUCCUUUCUUGAGAGUGUAAAGAAUUCUGAGUGUCCCCGAGAACUUGAACCAGCAGAUCGAAGGACUUCAGUCCAUGUUGAUCUCAUACGGCUGGAUGAAAACUACCCUGAACCUGCGAAGCCCCGGCACCUUCCUUUCCAUGGGGUUGGAAGAACUCUAGGUAGCAGCAGCUCCACCAGCGAAGCUGCUGGUGAACCUAUUCAAACAACUGUUGCUGGUAGUACUCCAAACACUGCUCCAUUGCCUUCAAUGGGUUUAGUUGUAGAUGAAUCACAGCCAGUGACAUCAAUCCAGCUGAGGUUAGCUGAUGGCACUCGCAUGGUUUCUCGCUUCAAUCACCACCAUACAAUUAGAGACGUUCGAGCUUUCAUCGAUGCAUCAAGACCUGGCGGAGCAAGAACUUACCAACUUCAGACAAUGGGUUUCCCUCCCACAAAACUUGCUGAUUUGGAUCAGACUAUAGAGCAAGCAGGUAUAGCCAAUUCAGUUGUCAUUCAAAGAUUGUAGGUUUGCCUUACUGUCAUAUACAGGCCAACUUGAAGGCACCACAUUUAUGAUUACAGGUUAUUCUACAUUUUACAUUAGUAAAUUUAUUUUCCUAAAAUAUCUGUUGUUAGUAUGCUUCUUCACAGAUUUCUUUGAUGAAGAAAAAUGCUGGUUGACUGAUAGCAUUAGAUUAUU